Schistosoma guineensis is the source of this 699-nucleotide messenger RNA. NCBI's taxonomy places the organism in Eukaryota, Metazoa, Platyhelminthes, Trematoda, Strigeidida, Schistosomatidae. The record is from the annotation of a GenBank genome assembly.
AUGCCCGCAGGCAAACCGUCUGGUCUGAGGACUGCUCGCAAACUUCGAAACCAUCGCCGAACCCAGAAAUGGUCGGAUAAAGCAUACAAAAAAGCUCAUAUUGGAACGAAGUGGAAAGCUAAUCCUUUCAAGGGUGCCUCACACGCUAAGGGUGUUGUGCUAGAGAAGGUUGGUGUUGAAGCUAAACAACCAAAUUCUGCCAUCCGUAAAUGUGUAAGGGUUCAGCUCUUAAAGAAUGGGAAGAAAAUCACUGCUUUCGUACCUAAUGAUGGGUGUUUAAAUUUCAUUGAGGAAAAUGAUGAAGUGCUUGUGUCUGGUUUCGGGCGAAAGGGGCACGCAGUCGGCGAUAUACCUGGUUUUCAGAAUCAAGUUAUCUUCAAGAAGCUAAUAUUUGCAAGCAGUAUUCAAUAUGUUUCUGUCAAGUAUGUGAGCGGUGUUAUUUUCACAAGGAUCGAUACGAAAAGCUUGUAACAAUAGUUGUAGAUUCUAGACACCGCCCGAACGUCCAGUUUCUUUACGCUAUAAACCGACAGUUAUAUCUGAAAAUUCGAGCGAGUAUGUUGAAGGUGCUUUGAAGUCGCCGUAAGCCGACUUCUCAAAAAUGUAUUUAUAAGCUAGUGGUAGAGACACAUUAAAUUUUCUUUUUUCUAAAUCUUCACAGUUGUAAUGUGUUAUUAGUGAAUAGUCCUAAGAUGUUAA